CUAUUUGGUAAAUAUUUUUUAUUAUAUUUUUAUAAAAAUAUUUUUAUACAUAAAUAUUUUUAGAUUCAUAAUUAUAUAUUUUUAUAAAUAUUAAUAUCUAGGGAAUCUAGGGAAUAAUAGUAUGAACAAAUGUUAACAGUUUUUCACAUAAUUUAUUUUUUGCAAUAUUUAUUUAUUACGUAAGUGUAAUAAGUUUUCAAAAUUUUGAUAUUUUUUUAAAUUACAAUUUAGUAUAUUUAUUCUAUGAAAGUAUUUAUAAAUAAAUACUAAUAGAAUACUUUUUAUUUGUUUAUAAAAAUUUAUAAUAUUUUAAAAAAUUAGAUAAAUUUGAUAAAUCAUUUGUAUUAUUAAUAAAGUUAAAAUAUAAUAUUUAAAAUAUAAUGGUAGAAAUAAUUGAAAGUUAAUGAAUAUUUACAUUUUAAACUGAAAAUUAUGUAAGUAAUAUAAGUUAUUAUUAACAAAAUUUAUUAUUUUAAUAAAUAAUAAAUUCAAAAGAAAAAGUUAUAUUCAUAUUUUAUAUAAAUAUUUUCUAUUUUAUUCUCACAAUUGCACACAAUUUUUUUAUAAUCUCAUUUUAAUUAUAAUUUUUUAUAUAAAUUAUAAUUUAUUUAUUUAAUUUUAUUAAAUAGAUAUUAUUUUAUAUUUGAUUGAAUUUGAUUGAAUGACCAAAUUAUUAUUAAUAUUUUUAUCAAUUAAAAGUUCUCAAACAAAUAUUAUACUUUUCUUAAUUAAUAAGAAAGAAAAAAAUGGAUGAUAAAAUAAGAAUUUGAAUUAUAAAAAAAAAUGAUUUAUCAAUUAAUUCGCUAAUAAUUAUUAAAUGCGUUAUAAUAGAACUUGGCAACACUGUUACGAAAUGAAAUAAUUCAGUGCAUUUCAUAGUCAUAUGUUUUCUGUCAUGAAAGAGUUGCUGUCAAAUUUAGUGUCAUUCGUGAAUAUUCUGUAAGUGGAAAGAUAAAGAUUGUCAAGAACACUUCUUCAAUACACGAUAUUCUUCGUAUAUAUCUGCAUCUGCGUUACCAAGAAUAAAGGCAACGUAACCUAUUUUUUAAAUCGCAUUCAAAUUCUCUUUUUAUUAAUUUACCACAAACAAUAAUACUUUAAACGUCAUAUCCUAAGAGUAAAAUACAUUUUACAACUUGGAAAAUCAACGUUUCAAGUUGUCACGUGAAACACGCAAUUUUUAUAUGAUAUUUCAGUAUAAAAUAAACAAAAGUAUUACACUUUCCCAGAGUCAACAUAAAAAAGUUUUAUAAAAAAUUGUUGUAUAAAAAAUACAUUUUAAAAUAUAACAAAGGAUUAAUAAAUAAAGAAUUACAAAGUAUUUACAAAGUAUUUCUAAUAUAAUAUGAAUAGGAUAACUAAUAGUGCAACAGCAAGACUGAAACAAGAUUAUUUGCGUCUUAAAAAAGACCCUAUACCAUAUGUUGUUGCAGAGCCAGUUCCUUCUAAUAUAUUAGAAUGGCAUUAUGUAGUAAAAGGCCCAGAGAAAACUCCCUAUGAAGGAGGAUUUUAUCAUGGGAAACUUAUAUUUCCAGUAGAAUUUCCAUUUCAGCCUCCUAGCAUUUAUAUGACUACUCCUAAUGGCAGAUUUAAAGUCAAUACAAGAUUAUGUUUAUCUAUUUCUGAUUUUCAUCCUGAUACAUGGAAUCCAGCAUGGAGUGUGUCUACUAUUCUUACAGGAUUACUUAGUUUCAUGAUUGAAAAUAGUCCUACCAUGGGUAGUAUCAAUACAUCAGAUUAUGAGAAGAAACAAUUUGCUGCACAGAGUUUGGAAUAUAAUUUAAAGGACAAGUUGUUUUGUGAACUUUUUCCAGAAACUGUUGAGACAAUAAAGGCAGAAUUAGAACAUAGAAAAGAAUUAGAAAAACAGGCAAGGCAUCAAUCCACAGCUUCAGAAGUUUCUUCACUAUUACGUGAUCAAUUGCAAAGGGAUCAAAGUCCAUUGUAUAAUGUGCUCACCAAUCUUGUUGUCAUCAUAGGAUUUGCAGCCUUUGCUUUUACAGUAAAAUACGUGUUGUGGAGCGUUGCCACAGAAUAAGUAAAAAAAAAUGAAUGUAUAGGAUUUGUUCUUUGUUUUUUAUGUAUAGGAAGAAAAGUGAAAAAAAGUUGUGAUAAUGAUGCGUGCAGAUCUUGAAAAGAAGUAUUAAAAAUUCAAUUGGGACUUUGUCCAUAAUUGUCGAAUUAACACGAAGAAUAUAUUUAAUCUUCUGGUUUUUAAAUACGCUAAUAUAUUAUGGGCGUUUGAUAGAUUUUUAUAUCAAAGUUACUUGUAAAAUACAAGUUGUAUUAUAUUUGCAAAUUUUAAACAUGAUAAUCGUGAAACAAUGGUAAUAAUUCCUUGAAGAAUUCUACAUAAAAGCGUUUAUCAUUGGAAAUAAAGUAUCAAUAAGUUUUUAUGCAAUUGUAAAAAAAGAUCAAAAGAUUAAUUGAUUUAAAUCAAUGUAAAUUUUGGAUUCAAUUUAUCGGCUUUCGGUCAGGUUCUGUUACGCGUAUUUCCAAAGUAUAGUUCAACUAUCUGAAUUUUAAUAUUUAGCAAUUAUUUGAUGAAUUAUGAUAAAGGAAGAGAGAAAGAGUGUAUAUGUGUAUAUGUGUGCGUAUAUGUGUGUGUGAAUGGAGAAAGAGGAAGGAAGAGAAUGAAAGAAAUAGAAUGAUAAAUUAAAAUCGUGGGGGCUUCCCAACACAACUAUAAAAUCAAUGAAAAUUAAAAUUUUGCUACAGUCUUCGUAAUUUUUAAUUUCUAAUUUCCAUUAUACAUCUAUAACAUAUUAUAUCAUAAAAACUUCCCGAAUCUGUCUAAAGAAGUUUGCCUCUGCGAUGUGCCAAUGAGAAACUAAGUCAAAAUUUCUAACUGAAUCGAACUAAGCUUAAUAGAGAAUAGCUUGUGUCAUCGGCGAAAUAUGUCGAUCUUGUAAAUAUGUGUAGUAGACUAGUAAAACAUAUGUAAUAUCAAAGAUAAAGAAACUUAUCACAAAAGAAAGAAA
Molecule: messenger RNA, 2981 nt
Organism: Apis cerana (Asiatic honeybee)
Lineage: Eukaryota; Metazoa; Arthropoda; Insecta; Hymenoptera; Apidae
Product: ubiquitin-conjugating enzyme E2 J2
Source: RefSeq, a predicted model, not a curated record